Messenger RNA from Medicago truncatula (barrel medic), 3856 nucleotides. RefSeq lists its product as uncharacterized. Lineage: Eukaryota; Viridiplantae; Streptophyta; Magnoliopsida; Fabales; Fabaceae. The record is from RefSeq and is a predicted model, not a curated record. The coding region runs from base 87 to 3554 and encodes 1155 amino acids. The transcript has 8 exons.
GAUCCCUUUUCUUUUUCUUCUCUCAGUUUCUGUGCCCUAAUUCAAUUUUUCAAUUUUAGGGUUUUCUUUUUCGAUUGAUAACUCCAAUGGCGAAAGACGAAGAACAUCGAAUUCACGCAAACACUUCAGAUACUCAACCAUUCGAUGACGAUUCCUCUUCUCACUCAAGUCAAUACGAGGAUGACAAAGAAAAUCGAUUCUUUGAAGAUACGGUGCCGUUUGAUGACGAUGAAACUCAGGCGGUGGAUCUUGGUGAUGAAACUGAAGUGUUUGAUGAUAUUGCUGGUGAGACUCAGAAGUUUGAUGAUUUUGAUACGGAGUUGUUGGGUGAAGGGUAUGAAUCUGAUGGAACUGAGGUUUUGGAGGAUGUGGAUGAUGAGGGUGUUGAUGAUCAUCAGUGUAGGGACAGUGGUGGGUCCGCGGAUCGUGAGGAUGAUGUUAAUCGAUCGUUUAAUGAGCGUAGUAGUGACGAGAAACACACUUCUUCUGGUUCAAUGCCACUGCGGUUUACAUUUCUCCGUGCAGAAUCUUUGCGGGAAGUUGGUCUAGCUAAGCGAAGUAUGAAUUCAAAACAUACCGAAGAUCAGCCCAAUUCUGUAAUGGGUAUGAAUCAGUUUUGUCAGGAACCACAUGCUGUAAAGAAUAAAGGAGAAUCCUUUCUUGGAUCUUCUGAGAAGGUUAGGGAAGCUGAUCAGGAAGUCAAUCAUGAGAAACACAAUGUAGAAAUUGAGGGAUUUAAGAGUGGAAGUAUGUCUAAUUCUGCUAGAACGACAGUGAGAAAACUUUCCUAUGAUGAUUUACCUGUUGAAACAAAUGAAGCUUCUCUCAGUAACGAUGAUUUCAACAAAGGAGAUAGCUUGGAUAAGUUACCUGACUACCAUGGAGAAUUGGAAAGGUUAAGCUAUGUUAACUCUCAAGAGCCCGGGGAAUUAUCUCAGCUCAAUGCUCUUGAUUGUAUAGAUAGGUUUAUCAAUAGUAAUAUUAUGGAGUUGGAUGAAGAAACUACACAUGUUACUAAUAAGGAGAAAAAGUCAGAACCACUUCCUUGCAUAAAAGGGCCACAAAGUUUGUCCAAGAAAAUUAAUGAUAAAACCAGAGCUAAACAGACUGAGAUUUAUGACUGGGAUGAUAACCACGAGGAUGAAAGCGGGGGAGGUAUAUACCUAAGAAGAAAGGAAUAUUUCUUUGAGGAUGGAACUCAUAGGCCAAGAUCUUUGCCAGGAUGCCGGAAGAUCAAAUCACGCCGACCAAAAGGUGAUGAGGAAGAGGAAGAACAAUCAAGUAUCCCAGUUAAAAGGAAGACUGCUGCUCGAUCUGAAUCAAGACUGGGGAUGCAUAAUCUGAAAAUAAGGGAUGAUAAUAUACAAGGAGCAACAAGAAAGUUGGAAAGGAAUAUUGCUGAUGAAUUGGAUGAACAAGUUGACGCCAAUUGCUCCAGAGGAGAGAUGGGUCCUAAUAGUAAUGAAGUUGGACAUGAAAUGUUGGAUGUAGGUGUAGAUACUCAAAUAGCUGCUGAAGCUAUGGAAGCCUUAUACAACACUGUGGAGGUUGUUGAUCAUGUUACUAAUGAUGCCACUCGUGUUACUAGAAGCAGGUCAUCUUAUCAACUCAAUAACUCUUCCACUGGAAAAAUGGGGCCAGUUACACCAAAGGAACAUACAGGAAAGUAUGACAGGAAAAGGAAAGUUGAUGUUAAAUCAGUUUUGCAAACUUCAGGUUUAUCAAAGAAAUGUACUAAAAAGGUUGGGCAGUGUGAAAAGAGCAAUGUGGUGAGCAGAUCAAAGAAGAGUAAGCUAAAUGCAGAAGGCAACCAAACAUCUGGUGCUAAUGAAAAUGGUAGAAUAGUGUCGUCUCCGGUCGGUGAGAGAAGAAAGUCAGCCAAAGCUUUAAAAAGACAUCAGCUUGGUGAUUUAAAUAAUCUCAAAAGUAAUGAUGGAGGGAGUACUGUCAAUGAAAAACAAUUUCAUGGUGAUGAUUUUCAUUGUACACCAAUUGCUCGUAGAACUAGACGGUCGUUAGCAGUGGACACAUCAUUGAAAAGUUUGAGAGAAGGGGCAUCAAGGAUUGACCCCCAUGAGAAAAGUAGCGGAGCUGCUCUACAAGCAGCCAAAGGGUUGGGUCCUGAAUCUACUCUGGGUUCUUCUGAUCACUUUGCAGUAGAUGAUACUGCUGAAUUGUGUCAACAGGAGAAAUUUGCUUCAAAGGAAAAUAUUGGUAAUGGCGUUGCUGUGGAUACAUUAGAUUAUCCUAGAAGAAGGAGAUCUCUUCGGAUUAAUAAGUUUUCUAAUCAUGAUGAAGGAUCUGAGAAUUUAGCUGGCUCAUCUAAGUCAUUCAAGCAAACAGAAGAUAUUGGGAAAGGUUCAUCUAAGUCAUUUCAGCAAACUGAAGUUAUUGAGAAAUCUACUACGCGGAAGAGAAAAAUGAGGACUCGUUCUGUUGUCAAAUCACAUGUGAAUAACCCCAGUUCUUCAUCUUCAUGUGGUGGUUUGGUAGUACCUUCUGAAGAUCAAAUGCAAAGAAAAAAUUUGGAGUUAAAUCUGAAUUCAAAUGUUAAAAAUAAUGCAGAUGUCUGGCUCUCCAACAAAAAUUUGAAGGUUGCCAUUCCAAAUGAAUCGCCAAGAGAUGGAUACAAGUCGCCUGACCUGGCUACCACAUCUCCAGCUAAUUGCAAGACACCCGUGAACAAUGCAUCGCCUGUUUGUAUGGGUGAUGAUUAUUUCAAGAAAUCAUGCAAUAGAAAUCUUUCAAAAUCAUGCCUUCACAAAGUAUUUCGUAAGGAUCUUCUUAAAGAAAUGCGUAGCUUAAGUGCCAGUAGACCCGAAUUAAUUACUCCCUCUAAGGAUUCAAGGAAGAGGAAGGAUAUGAGUGAUGUUCGAAUUCUUUACAGCCGCCACUUGGAUGAAGAUAUUAUUAAGCAUCAGAAAAAGAUACUAGCACGACUUGGAGUUUCUGUAGCAUCCUCAGUUGCAGAUGCAACCCAUUUCAUAACAGAUCAAUUUGUGCGUACACGGAAUAUGUUAGAAGCUAUUGCUUUUGGAAAACCGGUGGUCACACACUUGUGGAUUGAGAGCUGUGGACAAGCUAACUGUUUUAUGGAUGAGAAAAAUUAUAUAUUGAGGGAUGCCAAAAAGGAAAAGGAGUUUGGUUUCAGCAUGCCAGUCUCACUAGCACGGGCAUCCAAGCAUCCGCUUUUAGAGGGUCGAAGAGUAUUGAUCACCCCAAAUACUAAACCCAGUAAAGAGAUAAUUUCAAGUUUAGUAUCGGCAGUUCAUGGCCAGGCAGUGGAGAGGGUUGGCAGAUCUGCUUUGAAGGACCAUAAAAUUCCAGAUGAUCUUCUGAUCCUAUCAUGUGAAGAAGAUUAUGCCUCUUGUGUGCCUUUUCUUGAAAAGGGGGCUAUGGUGUACAGUUCAGAAUUAUUGUUGAAUGGCAUAGUUACUCAGAAGCUGGAGUAUGAAAGGCAUCUUCUUUUUGCAGACCACGUGAAGAAAACCCGUUCCACUGUAUGGUUGAAAAGAGAUAAUAGAAAAUUUACUCCUGUGACUAAGUGCAAUUAGAGUUGUUUGUUUCUUCACUCAACUUUCUUGACGUUUAUUUAGUUUAGACCACUUGUAGAUUUUUCCUGGUCCACGUCCAGACAAUUUUUUUAAUGUAUAUUUGUCACGGAGAAUAAUGUGAAAUGUUUUUUUUUCCCUCUUUUCUUUCGGUUAUUUUGCUCCAUUCUGCAAUUCUUUUGUAACAAUUGAAUUGUGGUGCUAAUAAUAAUAAGAGCAAGUAAUACUAUCCCAGUAUUAGCUGUGGACCUGGGUAGUGCUUCUGCAAUUAAGUAAAAAUAGUACGAUGAAUCGGAGGUAUCCUA